Molecule: messenger RNA, 516 nt
Organism: Trametes versicolor FP-101664 SS1
Lineage: Eukaryota; Fungi; Basidiomycota; Agaricomycetes; Polyporales; Polyporaceae
Exons: 3
Coding region: 1-516 (171 amino acids)
Source: RefSeq, a predicted model, not a curated record
AUGGCUGAAGCCCUUAUCAUAAUCCCCAUAAUCCUCGCCAUCCCCCCGGUCAUUGAAAUAUGCUGUCGUUCCGGCGCUCUGAUAUUUCGUAGCCCGAGUGUCAGAGUAAAACGCCUCGAAGACUGCUUGGCUAAGUUCGAGAAUGGCCUCAAGGGCAGAGAAGGCGGAGAAGGCAAAGAGGACAUGCUGAACCGUCUGGAAGCCCUGAAGCAAGAGUUAGAACAGGUUACGUCCGACGCGUCAGACUGGGAGUCCUCGAAGGGUACCUGUCCGCACAUUGCGCACCUUGCCUUCUGGAAACCCGACCUCAAGGAAAUUUCUGCCCAAAUCGACGAACUGGCUCGCAGGGUGGAAGACUUUCGGAAGCAAGCCUUCCCCAACAAAGCGGCCUCCCCAAAGUCCUCACUGAGGGGUUCUGGUGGGAAACACGGCACAAACAGCUCCUCUCGGGCCGCAUUUCGGUGGUUCGGCGAGCCUGUGAAGGUCCGGGCCUGGGGCCCGUAUGUCCCUCGCUGA